AAAUACAGACAGUCAGAGACCAUUUGUUUUCUCAAACGACAUGUCAAUCCAAAAACCUUAUGCCUUCCCUUAAAAACUCAAACCGGUGCGUUUUCUCUAUUGUGCUCUCUCUGUCUCUCUCAAAAUCUUCUUCCUACGUGAAAUUGACUUUUGUGGCUAAGCAGAAGCUGUUUCUCUGUUACAGAGAAUGAUAUUUCCACGAAGUCUUGAGGUUUGGAAAUUAGGUAAAGUCAACUACUUGGAAGCACUUAAGCUGCAGGAAAAGCUGGUGUGUGAUAGAAAAGCAUAUAAGAUUCCAGAUACGCUGUUGUCCCUGCAACAUCCUCCUACAUAUACUCUUGGCAAACGGCGCACUGAUCAUAAUUUGUUGAUCCCUGUGCCUGAACUUGAAAAGAUAGGAGCUGAACUUCACUAUACACAAAGAGGAGGUGACAUUACAUAUCACGGUCCUCAUCAAGCCAUCUUAUACCCCAUCAUUUCUCUUCGUGACAUUGGACUUGGUGCUCGGAAGUAUGUGGAAAAACUUGAGUUAACAAUGAUUGAUAUGGCGUCACAAUAUGGUGUGAAAGCUUGUGCUGGAAAAAAGUGUGAGACCGGUGUUUGGGUUGGAGAUAGAAAGAUUGGUGCAAUUGGAGUUCGCAUAUCAUCUGGAAUCACUUCUCAUGGAUUGGCGUUCAACGUUGAUCCUGAUUUAGACUAUUUUAAGCACAUUGUGCCUUGUGGGAUUGCUGAUAAAGAAGUUACAUCUUUGAGAAGGGAGACAGGGAUGGGCGCUUUGAUUUUCCAUGGGAACAAGGCUUACAAAAAGGAGCUGCACAUGUUAAACAGUAAGGCUAUUAGAAUUCUCACCUCUUUGUACAGAACCUUUACAGCCUUGAGAGGGUAUGUUCUCCCUCCCUCCCUCUCUAUUGGUGUCUAAUAUUCAUUAGCAUUCUUACAUCCAUGCAACAGGCAUCUGCAUAAGAAUUUUUGAUACAUUCUUGUUUAAUAGAACUGAACCGCACAUAGUAUGGAUAUCAUCUUAUAUGCAUUCAGCCAAUAUAUCUAAACCGUAGAGCUCUAAUU
Messenger RNA from Populus trichocarpa (black cottonwood), 1065 nucleotides. Its product is annotated as octanoyltransferase LIP2, mitochondrial. Gene Ontology annotation, molecular function: lipoyl(octanoyl) transferase activity. The record is from RefSeq and is a predicted model, not a curated record. Gene Ontology annotation, cellular component: mitochondrion. Bases 188 to 919 code for a protein of 243 amino acids. The transcript has 3 exons. Gene Ontology annotation, biological process: protein lipoylation. Lineage: Eukaryota; Viridiplantae; Streptophyta; Magnoliopsida; Malpighiales; Salicaceae.